CCACAUCUCUAAUCCCCAAUGUUUAUUUUUAGCAAAGCAACGAAUUUGUCUACUUUUUCCGCAUUAACUUCGGAGGUUACAAAAUGCGGGGCAUGAUCAUAGUGCCCAUGGACCUGGAGCCCGGCUUUCGCAAGGCGGACAUCCAUAACAUACCCGCACUUAAUAGCGGAAUGGUGUUUAAUUUUUGCCUAUCUGCAUCUUCUGAGAAAUCAAAACAAAUAUCUACAGAGAAAAAUGAUCUCUUAACGGAUUAUGUCCAAAUACGAAGGCAUGGCAAUAUCUGCGAACUUAAGGGAAUGGUAUUUCCUGCCUCGGAUUUUGCCAAUACGGAAACCCACGCCAAUGUGGCGCUCAAGGUCGCGGAAAGUGCGCGGAUCAUCACGGAUGGCCAGUGCAGCUUGUGUGCCACAACUGGAACCUGUGCCCACGUCGUGGCCUUCACCUUCUGGCUGCUUAACAAGAGCACCGAUCGAAAUCCCUCGGCUGUCGUCGAAUUCUGGGGCCACGAACUGGAAAACCUGGUGCAACCGGAACCAGCAGCGCCCGUUCGCAUAUGUGAUAUGAUUGCCAAGGAUGAGGUGCGAAUAGAGAGCGAACUAAACUCCCAGGAGUUGAGCACCAGCGAGGGCGAGGCCUUUUUGGAAUCCUUGCUCGAAGAAGUAGCAACCUGUGGCAGAGAUUCGGCGCUCUACCGCCAAUGUGUGGAGACGACUGAGGAAUUCGAGCCGAUGUUCGUUCACCAUAUGUUGCUCCGAGCAGCAGAAUUCAACAUCGUCGAUUUGCCCAGUUAUGUGCAGUUCAUGGAGGCUCAGGCUCAGACGGGAAUCAUCGAGAGCCUCUACGAUGUUACACGAAACCAGUACAAAUCUCGACUGUGGGUGGAGGUGCAGUACAUGCGUAUCCGUUGCUCAAUGAUGCACAUGAUUAUCAACCGCAAAAGUGCCGAGGACGAUGAUCAGAUCUUCAACAUGAUGUUCUGCAAGGGAAGGGACAAGAACAACGAGGAUCGGGUGCAGCAGAAGGAGCACAAGCGAUUCAUAUUGAAGCAGACGGAGAAACUGGAGAACAAGAAGUACGUUGAGUGCGGACUGAUCCUGCACGAGAGCUACCCCUUUCUGGUGGCCGCCCCUGAUGGAAUUACGGACGACCACAUCGUAGAAAUCAAAUCACCAAAGACUGAGGAGGAUUUUGAGAAGUACCUGGAGGCUCGCGAGUCGAUAGCACCAAAGUACAUGGCCCAGAUACAGAUACAAAUGUUUGCUGCCAACGUGAAGAAGGCGCUCUACUGUGUGCUGAGUCCAACCUUCGAGAUAAACGGAGCGCUGCACUAUGUUUGGGUGCAGGCAGAUCCGGAGUUCGUAACCAGUUUGCUGGGCAUGGCAAAAGACUUCUGGCAGGAUAUCGUUUUCCCCCGUUUGUUAAAUACCUACCCGCAGCUGGGUUAAUAAAGAUUAAGUGCAGCUUA
Messenger RNA from Drosophila ficusphila, 1465 nucleotides. RefSeq lists its product as uncharacterized. NCBI's taxonomy places the organism in Eukaryota, Metazoa, Arthropoda, Insecta, Diptera, Drosophilidae. The transcript is spliced from 3 exons. Bases 84 to 1445 code for a protein of 453 amino acids. The record is from RefSeq and is a predicted model, not a curated record.